CCCUAGCCCCCGACACAUAAAUGAUUGUCUGUGGGAAAGAGUGACAGAGAUACGUGUGUAGUGACUUGGGGGAUGGUAAGAGAGAGAGAGAGACAGAGACAGAGAGUAGAGCAUGUUAGUGCGUAAGCUACGAGAACCACAGAUUGAAAACGAGAGAGAGGGAAGAGCGCUGGAGACCGAAACAGCGACUGAGGAUAGCGGCUAAUGGACGGAGUGAGAGUGAAGACACACUUCUCCACAGGUCUUCCAACUUCUUAUCCAUCACUGGAGAGCGAGAACAAGAGAACGGAGGAGAGGAGUUUUUUUUCUCUUUCUGUUUUCCCUCUCCCUCAUCUCCAUCAGUGACUUGAACAGGCUGACUGGGAUGGGACUCUGACAGUGCUCAGCUACCUGGAUACGGCAUCCUGGAGCCGACUCAAAGAAAAUGGGAGUGUAAACGUAUCCCGGGGAUGAGCUCGUAUCAAAGCCAGGAAUUGUCAUGUACUUGUUCAGCCGGGGUGUAGGGACUGAAUGACCACCCAUGAGAACCCGCUCCCCUCUAUCUCCACGGAAACAGAAACAUGGAAUGGUGAAAGUGUAGAAUUCCCCACAGCACCUCUUACCAAAGACCACUCCUGAUGAGUGUGCCAUUCGGGUAGCUGGGAUCAACCAGACAGAACAGGGCAACUCCCAACCACUCCAGGUCCAAUUCCUUCCAAUAGGACAUUCUAAAUCAAGAGAAAUGAAUGUUCUCCCUUGGCGAGGUUCCUUGUGUUUGAAUGAGACCCAGAAACCUCGCCCUGAUUUCACCACCUGCAAACAGAUGGGUAGUAAGAUGUGAGUUUAUUUGUGAAUGAAUAUGGAAUGUUACACAUUUGGCUGCCAAGAAUUCAUCCGUGGAUGAGGGCGUUUCAGCCUAAGGACACAAAUUGCUUCAGUCAGUGGAGAGUAGAAACUACCAAGGCUGGGCUCUAUAAUGAGAAAUCCAUGAGAAACAGAGCAACAGGAGAAUUGAGAGACUCAAGGACUCUGAUUUGGUUUAGGGUUAACCCCCUCUAUGUUGCAUGUGGACCGUGAGGUUGGAGAAUAACACUUUACAGACAUUACAUUCCCUCCUGUCUCUUCAGAGCUGCACCUCUACAAAAAAGAGGAUCUUUCACGCUCCCACUGCUCCUUCAUCACUCCUUUUUGACCCAUUUAUCAAAGGAAUAUAACGGAAGUCAAUGACACUUUAGCUAUUAACACCAGAAAAUCAGAACAAAGCAGAAGAAGUGAACUUCAGGGUUCCAUAGUGAGAAAAACUCUGCUCUAUCCAUUCUUUUUGAACCAAUUAUGAAAGGAGUUUAACAGAGAUCCAUGAUACAUUGUACUAAAGCAACACUUUGGUGUUAACAGAGAGCCAGCUAAGAGCAUUGAGAAGAGUACUAUAUUCUAUAAUGGGACUGAGAGACUCAAAUCCGUAGGUAUGACAGACUGGACUGAAUAGGAAAACAUACACACGAAGUCGCAUCUUAGUUCCAAGGGGCCUAGGAGAGGCAAAAACUGAGGUAAACUGGUCAAAUGGAAAACAUGGCCACCAACCGGUCCGGUGACUACCCAGAAUACCCCACCGGCCUUCCCUACAACUCCAGCCUAGACUAUGAGGACUACGACCAGGAACUUGAUGCCAGUAAGAUCAUCAUCCCCUCCAUCUACGCACUGGUCUGCUGUGUGGGUCUUACAGGCAAUGCCAUGGUCAUCUAUGUCAUCCUCAAAUACGCCAAGAUGAAAACUGCCACCAAUAUUUAUAUAUUAAAUCUGGCAAUUGCAGAUGAACUGUUUAUGUUGAGUGUUCCGUUCUUGGCGACUUCAGCGGCUGUACGUCAUUGGCCGUUUGGCUCGCUCAUGUGCCGUCUGGUGUUGAGCGUGGACGGCAUCAACAUGUUUACAUCUAUCUUCUGUCUGACGGUGUUGAGCGUGGAUCGAUAUGUGGCCGUGGUUCACCCUAUCAAGGCUGCCCGCUACCGCCGUCCCACCGUGGCAAAGGUGGUCAACGUCUGCGUGUGGGGCCUCUCGCUCCUCGUCAUCCUCCCCAUCAUCAUCUUUGCUGACACGGUCCCGGCGCAGGAUGGCGGCGUGGACUGCAACUUCCUGUGGCCUGAGGCUGCAUGGUCAGUGGCGUUUGUGGUGUACACCUUCCUGCUCGGCUUCCUGCUUCCCGUAGGUGCUAUCUGCCUCUGCUACUGCCUGAUGGUGGCGCGCAUGCGUGCGGUCGGGCUCAAAGCCGGUUGGCUGCAGCGAAGGCGCUCAGAGAAAAAGAUCACGCGGAUGGUGUUGUGCAUUGUGGCGGUCUUCGUGCUCUGCUGGAUGCCCUUCUACAUCGUCCAGCUGGUCAGCGUGUUCCACCGCCCCCCGGACGCCAUGGUCACCCAGCUCUUUGUCAUCCUGAGUUACGCCAACAGCGGCGCCAACCCCAUCCUCUACGGCUUCGUGUCCGAUAACUUCCGGCGGUCGUUCCAGAGGAUUGUGUGUUUCCGUUGGCUGGAGUCUGGGCUGGAUGGAGAACAGGUGGACUACCGUGCCGUAGCUCUGAAGAGACAGGCCACCAAUGGACAGAAAGACUUCCCUAAGGAAUGCCUGGCAUCUGGUAUGGUGUUCCAGAAUGGGACAUGCACGUCACGCACGACUACACUGUGACGGGAGUCAAUAGUUGUAGAUGAUAAAAUACAAUGCCACACGGCGAAUGAUGGGAUAGCAACGUAUGACAACGAAUGACACCACACAUGAACAAUGAGUGAGGCCCGUGGUGGAUGAGAACGACACGUGUCUUUGAAAAUAAAGUGGCAUGUUCACAUACUCCCUGCUGCUCUGAAGUGCGACAGUCAUAUGGUCUUUGUUUUUCCCGCUGGAUAAAGAGCAUUAUUUGACUGUGUGGCACAGGAGGUUGUAUGCACAAAAUAGAGAUGCUAGAUGUCAGUGUGAUGGUUGACUGACUACAAGCCAAGUCCAAUGAGGUUUCUCAUACUGAGGUGGUGCAGCUAUGACAAGUUUAUCAUUUUGACUUGGUCUUCUACCCGAAGUUUAGAGCACAUGUGUUUGUUUGACCUAUGUCCUUCUGUCUGUAAACCUAUUUAUUGUACUGUAUAUGCUAUAUAUGUAAUUAUGUAUUUAUUUAUUUGGGGUUGGAUCUUUGGGGCUGCUGUGUUCUCUCUGUUGCUUUCACUUGCUCAAACACAUACAUGCAAGCAGCCCAAAGGGACAACUGCAAAUAGCCAAGCUGAAAUAAAUGUUUAAUUUGGAA
Messenger RNA from Oncorhynchus mykiss (rainbow trout), 3259 nucleotides. RefSeq names its product somatostatin receptor type 1 subtype B. Gene Ontology annotation, cellular component: plasma membrane; neuron projection. The record is from RefSeq and is a predicted model, not a curated record. Gene Ontology annotation, biological process: cellular response to glucocorticoid stimulus; neuropeptide signaling pathway. NCBI's taxonomy places the organism in Eukaryota, Metazoa, Chordata, Actinopteri, Salmoniformes, Salmonidae. Gene Ontology annotation, molecular function: neuropeptide binding; somatostatin receptor activity.